This is a messenger RNA of Aspergillus homomorphus CBS 101889, 2398 nucleotides long. RefSeq lists its product as uncharacterized. NCBI's taxonomy places the organism in Eukaryota, Fungi, Ascomycota, Eurotiomycetes, Eurotiales, Aspergillaceae. The transcript has 2 exons. The record is from RefSeq and is a predicted model, not a curated record. The coding region runs from base 1 to 1992 and encodes 663 amino acids.
AUGUCCGAGACAGAUGACGAGUCUCAUCAACCCCUCCCACUCGCCGACGAGUGGACGGAUCCCGAUGCCUACGUCGAGGCCUUGAUUUCCUUCGCUACCGAAUCGGACAUCUUUAGGCACCUCUGCGGCGGAGUGCAUAUCCUCGACUUCCUAACACGAGACCCGGAUCUUUAUACCUCCCUGCUACCGGAACACUGGCGCUCCUUUUUCGAUCAGCAUGAUGUCCAGGACAUUCUAGACCUGCUCCUCCGCGAUGACCUACAGCCCCUCUUCGAACAACAUCGGCGGCCGGCCGGAACGAGCAGCGAACAGGAUACGGACGCAACAGGAUGGCGGGGCGGUUCUCUGCCCCCGCUGGAUUUUCUGGAAUACAUCCACCAGAUCCGGCGCCUGAGCCUGGGACGAGACUUUACCCCGUCCCAGCCCGGGAAUCCUGUGAUCCCAAGGCAUAUUGCCGUCGGGAUGAAUGUGAAGAAGUACCAUGAGGUGGCGCACUUCUCCAAGUACGUGGAUAAGCUGUGCACUACGGUGGACCAACAACGGGGCGAUGCGAUCACGCACAUUGUGGACUUUGGGUCUGGUCAGAGCUACCUCGGUCGGACGUUGGCCUCUGCGCCCUACCACCGACAUAUCGUGGCCAUUGAGCGCAAGCAUCAAUUCAUCAGUGGUGCGAAGGGCAUGGACGUGCACGCCCGUCUGAAGGAAAAGAAAAAGGUCAACAUGUACAACAAGAAAGCUGCCAAAUGCAAGGUGUGCGACGAACCCGAGUCGCCUGCAGCGGUGGAGCCGCGCCCCAAUGCAGGGGAGUCCAACAGUGCAGAACAGAUGUCCUCGGAGGACGACCCGACCACCGCUACCGCCAACGAGGACGAGGAGGAGCUGGCCAUGAUCAAUGUCUUCCGUGACGUCAGUCUUGCGCCCGGUGAGAUCGGCUUCAAGCCUCAUCGGAACGCGCCCAAGGCGGCUGUCGAGGAGGAUGACCCAAACAAGCCGAGAGGCACGAUGGACUAUAUCGAGCAUGAGAUCAAGGACGGCUAUCUGGAGCCGAUCAUCAAAGAUGUGAUCGAGGCUCCCCUGCCUGUUGUCGAAACCGACGGCAAAAUCGCAGAGGACAACUCGGUUGCGACCAGUGGCAUCAAGGCGGACCAGAAGCCGGGGGACGCCAAGGUCAUGGUUAUCUCCCUGCACUCGUGCGGCAAUCUCCUGCACCACGGUGUACGCUCCCUGACCCUGAACCCGUCGGUCAAGGCCAUUGCUAUGAUCGGUUGCUGCUACAAUCUCGUUACGGAACGCCUGGGCCCCGCGACCUACAAGCUCCCUAUUCUCCGGUCUAUGCAUCCCCGCCUAACGCAGGAUGCGGUCGCGUACGACCCCCAUGGGUUCCCCAUGUCCAAGCGCUUCGAGGACUACGAGCAUGAGAGCGGAACCGGGGUGAAGCUGAACAUCACAGCACGAUCCAUGUCCCUGCAGGCUCCUUACAAUUGGGGCAGGAAAGACAGCGAGGACUUUUUCACUCGACACUUCUACCGCAGUCUGCUCCAGCGUAUCCUUGUGGAUCGCGGAGUCGUCUCCAAACCUAAGAUCCCUGACAACCUCUACGGCGAAUCCGAUACACCCGAGGAUGCAGGGAACCCCUUGAUCGUGGGAUCGCUGCGCAAGUCCGCCUUCGUCUCCUUUUCCGCCUACGCCACCGCUGCGGUAGCCAAACUGUCCCGUGAUGCGCACUUUGGCGAGAAGGUGAAAGCCGGCAUGGGCGAUCUCACGGAAGAGGACCUGAACCGCUAUGUGGAAAAAUACUGGUACGCAAAGAAGAAUCUCAGCGUGGUAUGGAGCUUGAUGGCGUUCAGUGCCGCGUUGGUUGAGGCCAUCAUCGUGGUGGACCGGUGGCAGUUCCUGCGCGAGCACGAAUCCGUCCAGGAUUGCUGGGUUGAACCUGUGUUUGACUACAAGGAGAGUCCUCGCAACCUGGCCGUCAUUGGAAUCAAGAAGUGACGAGCAGUCGGACUCCCCACAUGUGAUAGGUCUUCUCCAAAAGCCUGAGGCAUCCUCUGGGGCGGGCUGCCGCUGUCAGAAAGCAAGGAAUUGGGCAGCAGCAGCAGCAGUCUUCUUCCUGGCUCCGAGACAAUUUGCCAGCCGGCAAGUCGGGCGCUUCAUUUCCCGCCUGAAUCAGUAUCCUGGCAGCCUUCAACUGGUCUGAUUGAAGCCGCGAUGUGCACGCGAGCCUCGCAACAAGAGAAACCAAGCUUGGGCUUUCUCCACGUAGACAUGAUGUGACCACGACCAAUAGACGAUAGACGAGAGACGGAUGGGAAAAGUCUAGCAUAGCAGAAUAUGAUUAGAUCGUGCCGGAAUCACACCGACAGCUAGAAAAGCGCUGCUGCUCGGUCUAGAAGCUGGC